Messenger RNA from Plectropomus leopardus (leopard coralgrouper), 3472 nucleotides. It is a transcript of the gene dcaf8, whose product is annotated as DDB1 and CUL4 associated factor 8. The record is from RefSeq and is a predicted model, not a curated record. Gene Ontology annotation, cellular component: Cul4-RING E3 ubiquitin ligase complex; cytoplasm. Gene Ontology annotation, molecular function: protein binding. Lineage: Eukaryota; Metazoa; Chordata; Actinopteri; Perciformes; Serranidae.
AGCUGAACCGUCAAAACAUAAACAGAGCAGUCAACCUUGUGUCAACGCAGUUAGCUCGGGUUAUAGUCUGUCUUUUACCAAAAAAAUCUUUAUGCACGCAUUCCUAAUGUCGUGUAUUUACGGUCAGAAAAUCCCUAGUCAAGGCACUUAGCUCAGCUGCUAAGUAGCGAGGUGGAGAAAAUAAAUCUGCAAUAAAGAUUAGGACUAAACUAAGAAGUACGCCUCGUCGGGCCUUCAAGUAGAGGUUCUUCCUCGGGUCGACGCAGGACAAAGGAGACAGGAUGGCUGAGGCUGACGGCAAAUCCACUGCGCUUAACGGUGGCUCUGAAGAGAAAGAACCAGGAGAAGAUCAAAACAAAGAGACAGACGCCUCUGCAAGCAAAGAGGGACAAACACAGUCUUCUUCUCAAGAUGCUCCCAAAGAAACAGGAGAGGCGUCUGGAGACAAGCCUAUGCCAGAUGUGGAUGUAGAGACCGGCGCAAACAGAGAGGGAGAGGAUGAAGAAGACACAGACAGCAUGGAUGGCAGCGGCCUUUAUUCCCUGACUGAGGACGGUGAAAGAGAGAGCGAGGGCGGCCGACGGGAGAGAGCAAAGGAUAAAGACGGCGGGAAAAGGGCGGCUAGAAAGAGGAAUAGACCUGGCGGUGGUACCAAUCACUCCACCAGCUCAGAGGACGAUGACGAUGAGGAUGAAGAAGAGCAGAAAGAUGAUGACGAUGAUGACGAGGCUAUGGAGGCGUGGCUGGGAGCAGAGCUCCGUGACCUGCGUGGCCCUAUAUGGCGGGCCAUACCCUCACUGCGCUCCAGGGAGAUCGGCAGGGACUCGCAUCAGUUUGUGAGGCGUGUGUGUGGGGCCCGCGGUCUAGUGCAGAGGCUGGAGCUCCAGGGCCGACUGGAGAGGCACACGGGCUGCGUCAACACGUUGCACUUCAACCCAUCAGGCACACGCCUGGCUUCAGGCAGCGAUGACCUGCGGGUCGUGAUCUGGGACUGGGCUAUCCGUCGUGCUGAGCUGGAGUUUGACAGUGGCCACAAGAGCAACGUCUUUCAGGCAAAGUUCCUGCCUCACAGUGGUGACUCCACCUUGGCCAUGUGUGCUCGAGACGGUCAGAUCAGAGUGGCUGAGCUCUCUGCCACACAGCGGUGCAAGAACACCAAGCGGGUAGCACAGCAUAAAGGGGCAGCACACAAGCUUGCCCUGGAGCCAGAUUCCCCCUGCUCCUUUCUUUCUGCUGGAGAGGAUGCUGUGGUGUUUGGUAUUGACCUGCGUCUUGACCGCCCUGCCAAUAAACUGGUGGUUGUAAAGGAGGGUGAUAAAAAAGUGGGGCUGUACACCAUUUUCGUCAACCCAGCAAAGACACACCACUUUGCUGUGGGCGGAAGAGAUCAGUAUGUGAGGAUUUAUGACCAGAGGAAGAUCAAUGAGAAUGAUAACAAUGGUGUACUGAAAAAGUUUUGUCCUUCACAUCUGGUAUCCAGCGAGUCCAAAACCAACAUAACUUGCCUUGUGUACAGCCACGAUGGCACAGAGCUCCUGGCCAGUUAUAAUGACGAGGACAUCUACCUGUUUGACUCCAACCACAGUGACGGGGCUGACUACCGCAGGAGAUACAAGGGACACCGUAAUAAUGCUACAGUGAAGGGCGUGAACUUUUACGGUCCGUGCAGUGAGUUUGUGGUCAGCGGCAGUGACUGCGGACACAUCUACCUGUGGGACAAGCACUCUGCUCGCAUCGUCCAGUUUAUGGAGGGAGACAGGGGAGGAGUGGUGAACUGUUUGGAGCCACAUCCCCACCUGCCGGGUAUGGCCACCAGUGGGCUGGACCACGACAUCAAACUGUGGGCGCCCACAGCUGAAAGCCCCACGGGACUCAAGGGUCUAAAAGAGGUGAUGAAGAAAAACAAGCGGGAGCGGGAUGAGGACAGCGUGCGCCACGGUGAGCAGUACGAUACCCAGCUGCUGUGGUUCCUGAUGAGACACAUGAGGAACAGACGGCCUCCGAGGGCUCGCCGUGAGGGUGCAGACGCAGACACAGAUGAGUCCUGGAGCUCUCCAGAUUCCUCUGAUGAAGAGGAGGGAGGUCCAGACCACGUCCAGUGCAUGUCCUCCUGAGCCACACACACACACACACACACACACACACACACACACACACACACACACACUUACAUAAAUACACACUUUAUUGCCCUUGAAUUGAUGCACAUAGGCAAGCACUAUUGACACACUGGCACACUCAAACACUGACGAGCCACAGACUUUUUUUUUUUCUUUUUUCAGUUUUUACACACAUACAAACAUAAAAACACACAUUUACUUAAACAUACUUUUGAGUGACAGAGAUGCUUAACGCCUGGUUUCCCAGCAGUUGUGAGUGUGCAAAAGACGACUACAGACUUGCAUACACACUACCAGAAUCCUGAUUUUUGAGAAUUGUACAAAGAGGUGUCUAGUGAGUGCUUACAUCCCUAUAAACCACUCGGAGGCCCCUGCUUGUCCAUACAUUAUCUAUAUGCUCUGCAUAGCCCCAGAACAAUGUACUGUGAGUGUAUGGCAACAAGCACCUCCUCUUUAGAUACCCUGUAGGAAGCUAUACAUCACCAGCACACGAUCCCCCACUCUCUUAGUAACACACCUCUCGCUCUCCAGCUCUCUGUGCUGAUGAAGGGAGGUUCAGCAGGGAGGAAGGGUGCAGAAUCGUACCUUCAAACUAUCCCCUAAAUGUGACUUCCUUUUAAGAUUUGAAUUCAGAGGGAAACCCCAGCGUCCCCUCACGGCAUCGCCCCAGUCUCUUACUGAUUUCUGGCCCCGAGUUUGUGCAGCAGGUUGCAUUUUUCACUCAUUUACUCUCCGAGGACUACUAAAUCCCUACAUGCUGCAUCACCCUACAUGCUGCCCCUCGAAGCUACUCCCUCGCCUCCUCUUUCCAUCACGCUCCCCACCUCACUACUGAGUGCACUUUGAAUCAGGGACGCUUUAGUUUGAGACACAGACAAAACGUGCACUGAGUGUGUGACUUUGGGGGGAAAGAGCUGUAUCAUUCAUUGGAAAACCAACAGUUAAGUUUAUUUCUAUUGAUUUUUUUCUUUUCUUUUUGGAGUGGGGAGACAUUUUGCACUUAAGAGUUUUUUGACUGAGGAAAAGGAGAGUUUUUUUGCUUCCACCAGCCUUUUCCUCUUUCUCCUUCCUCUUCUUCCUCUCUCUCUCCAUCCUGACACCCAUCUGACAGGAAUUCAGAUGUUGAGGUAGAUGGUGUUCAGCAUGUGCAAAGGACAAGGACUGAUGUUGGUAUCUGUUGGGGGAACUUAUUUUAAAGAGCCAGAACCGACCUGGAUCAAAUCCCAAUUGAACACUGCCUAUGUGCCAAUUGAGAUUAGAUUAAUAAUGUGGUUCCUUAAUCCUUUAAAACCUGGGCAAAUUGGAUUGAUAUGUUUCAAAAACAUGGAAAGAAGGCAAUGACUACAUCUAAG